AUGUCCCUGCUUCCGACGGUUCAAAUAAACGUCAACUAUGAGAAGCAGAAGGAGACCAUCCGCUCGUUUUUGACAGAGUACCGCGUGGAAUCAGAGGAUGCGGAUGCCAUGGCUGUGGACGACCAGCCCCUCAAGUACGGAGAGCUGCUUCAACAGGUCGCCAACCGCCAACAGGAUACCGUCGUGGUAGAAUUGGACGACCUUUACCGGUUCGAGCGCCGCCAGAAAGGAGCUGAAAGCAAAAUGCUCGUGGAUUAUAUCACGGAAAACACAAUGCACUAUCUUGACAUGAUCGCGACCAUUAUCGAUGAUCUGUUGCCUGAGCCCACGACGGACAUUUCGUACCGUGAUGAGGUGCUGGACGUGCUGCUGUAUCAAAGAAGACAGCGGAACGAACGUAUUCGAGAGGAGAUUCAAAACGAAGGUUUACUGAACGCCCAGGGCACUGACCUCGAAGCUGAGAUGUUCCCUCCUGAACUCACCCGCCGCUACUCGCUCUAUUGUAAGCCUCUGUCUCCGGGUCUUCGUGGCCCCAAAGAUCUUUUGAAGCCAAUGGCAGUACGUGAAGUUCGUGGCGCCCAUUUGGGCCAUCUCAUUACCGUACGGGGCAUCGUGACCCGUGUUUCCGAUGUGAAACCCAGCGUGGAAGUCAACGCUUACACAUGUGAUAAAUGUGGAAACGAGAUCUUCCAGGAGGUAAAGUCACGUCAAUUUGCUCCUUUGAUUGACUGUCCUUCUCAGGAGUGUGUCAGUAAUAACUCCAAGGGCCAGCUUUUCCCGUCAACACGUGCCUCCAAGUUCGUGCCGUUCCAGGACGUCCGUAUCCAGGAACUAGCCGAUCAGGUUCCUGUGGGCCAUAUUCCUCGUUCCCUCACCGUUCACCUAAAAGGCACCCUUGUUAGGGGCUUAACCCCUGGCGACUUUAUCGAUUUGACUGGCGUUUUCUUGCCCCGUCCCUACACCGGUUUCCGGGCUCUAAAGGCAGGCUUGCUCACAGAUACUUACUUGGAGGCCCAACAUAUUUAUGAGCACAAACAAAAGUACGACCAGUUAUUCCUGGGCACCGAAGCUCGGAGCCGUAUUGACCAGAUCCGCGCGGAAGGCGACGUCUACGAACGUCUCUCCCAGUCAAUCGCGCCCGAGAUCUACGGCCACGCUGAUGUUAAAAAGGCUCUGCUGCUACUUAUGAUUGGUGGUGUAACCAAGGAAAUUGGUGACGGCAUGCGUAUUCGUGGUGAUCUCAAUAUGUGUUUGAUGGGUGAUCCCGGUGUGGCCAAGUCACAGCUUCUUAAAUACAUCUCCCAAGUUGCUCCACGUGGUGUGUACACUACUGGUCGCGGUUCUUCUGGUGUUGGUUUGACUGCAGCCGUCAUGCGUGAUCCAGUCACUGACGAGAUGGUGCUCGAGGGCGGUGCGUUGGUUCUGGCUGAUAACGGUAUUUGUUGUAUUGACGAGUUUGACAAAAUGGACGACUCUGAUCGUACAGCUAUUCACGAAGUUAUGGAACAGCAGACUAUUUCCAUUGCAAAGGCUGGUAUUUCUACGACCUUGAACGCUCGUACCUCAAUUCUUGCUGCUGCCAAUCCUGUAUAUGGCCGUUAUAAUCCUCGGUUGAGUCCGGUUGAAAACAUCAACCUUCCUGCUGCUUUGCUAUCGCGUUUCGACUUGUUAUUUUUGAUCCUGGAUACUCCCAGUCGCGACAAUGAUGAGCAUCUUGCCGAACAUGUUACCUUUGUGCAUAUGAACUCCGAAGCACCAGCAGCGGCUACUACCCAUGAACCGGUAGAUCCUGCUACUCUUCGUCAAUACAUUGCCAUGGCACGAGAAUACAGGCCGAACUUCCCCAAGGAGAUUGCCGAUUUUGUUGCAAGCUCAUAUGUUCAGCUUCGCCAACGCCAGCAGCGUGAGCAGUCGGAAGGCAAAGGAUUCGGACAGACCACCCCUCGUGCGUUGCUCGGCAUUAUGCGUAUGGCACAGGCACUUGCUCGUUUGCGCUUCAGCAAUGUUGUAAGCCAACAAGACGUUGAUGAGGCUUUGCGUUUGUCUGAAGUUUCCAAACGGUCAUUGCAGCACCAGAACGUUGCUGAGCUCGACAUCACAGCUGCUUCGAAGGUCUUUGAAAUUAUCCGAGAUCUGGCUCUCCAGACGUCCGCUGACUCUAUUCCUAUGAGAGUGGUCCAGGAGCGGGUUCUUGGUAAGGGGUUCACUCAAUCGGAGUUGGAGUACACCAUUCAACAGUAUACUGAAAUGUCGGUAUGGCUUGUGAGCCGUGAAAACGAACUGAUGUUUAUUCAGUAA
Molecule: messenger RNA, 2298 nt
Organism: Wickerhamiella sorbophila
Lineage: Eukaryota; Fungi; Ascomycota; Dipodascomycetes; Dipodascales; Trichomonascaceae
Product: DNA replication licensing factor mcm7
Exons: 1
Coding region: 1-2298 (765 amino acids)
Biological process (GO): DNA strand elongation involved in DNA replication; double-strand break repair via break-induced replication; DNA replication initiation
Cellular component (GO): nucleus; MCM complex
Molecular function (GO): ATP binding; ATP hydrolysis activity; single-stranded DNA helicase activity
Source: RefSeq, a predicted model, not a curated record